AUGUCAGAAGAACGUGACAAUACGAAAACGGAAGGCAAUGACAGGCACUGUAAAAGGUGCGACCGUGCCGAUGCGGAUGACGAUAUGGUGUGUUGCGAUAUGUGCGAGUCGUGGAUCCAUUUCCAGUGCGCCGGUGUCAGCGAAUCCAUUGCUGAACCGGAUAGAAGUUUUAAGUGUAGCAAUUGUCUGGCAGACUGGGAUGGUGCGUCGAAGUCGGGUGUGUCAUUCAACGAGUCGUCCGUCAGCAAGAGCAGUCGAGCGUCGCAGAGGUUGCAUCUCAGUUUACAACUUCUAGAAGAGCAACGGAAGCUGAAAAAGAUGCGUGCGGAAGAAGAAAUUAAAACCAGGAAAAUGGAAGAAGCAGCCAAAUUGAAGGAAAUCGAAGAGGAACAGGAAUACUUGAAGCAGAGAUACGAUUUACUGUUGCAAAUCGGCGAUGAAAAUGAUUCGGCAAGUAGGAAAAGCGGAGUCAGUGUCAAAAAGAAGCGCGAACAGAUGGAGAACUGGCUUAAUAAGGGAGCACAAGUAGACGAGGUUGGUAAGUUGAAACCAACAGCGUCUGAACAGAAAGCUACCCUGUCAGUACCGGCUGUUAGCAAACAGGAUCGCGUAGUAGUAGUACCAACAACAACAAUCUCUGUUUCGAACAAGCUUGCUUCCUUGAAUUCGGAUAAGCUUCAUCCUGAUCCGACUAUUUCAGUUCCUGGUGGGAGUGUCAGUGCUUUGACUAAAUCUUUCGAGUCGUUGGUCGUAUCGAUGCCAGAAAAAGCGACCUCUACAGUUCCAGGAAUAACAGGGGAUGCAGUAGGUGAAAGUGUAGUCACGUCGGUCUUCCACGCGCCGACGAGUGCUGCAUCGACAAUCGGGCCCAUGUUGACAGUUCCUAAAGUGACUCUUGCAGGAGUUCGAAAUUCUCUGGUUUGUCCUGGUACAGCACCGGUUUACUCGUACCCAGGAACGACCGUCACACUGUCGAGUGUAGCCGAGAGGGUUCCGGCGAUGCCGUAUGUUUCUAGUAGUUUUUAUGGAAACCAGGAACAGUAUCUGACUACAGUCGCGUACAGUUCGUCACAGUUGCCAACUUCGAUUAAUACUGAUCCACUAUAUAUCGUUCCAAAGAAUCCUCUUGUCUCUUCUGCUGGCCAGUGGCAGUAUGACGGUGUCGUACCACGGAAUCCAAUCUUAAUACCAAACUCCAGAAUUUCAAAUAAUGUAAAUAUACACACUGAGUAUCCGAAUCCGCUUCCACCGACAAGUGUUCCGUAUCCCGGGCUGAGGCCGGAAAUCGUACCCUCGAUAGUACCACCAUCUUUAGGAUUCCACGGGAAUGGGAACAGUCUUUCGGCCAGUGUAGGGCCAAAUAGUGCGCAAUUAGCAGCUCGACAAGUAAUGCCACGCGAAUUGCCGAGGUUUAGCGGGGAUCCUCAGGAUUGGCCUAUGUUCCACAGUUCUUUCAAAAACACGACGGAGGUCUGCGGAUAUUCCGACGCUGAAAAUCUAGCCAGAUUACAGCGUAGUUUGGGAGGGGCAGCACUGGAAGCAGUUAGAAGUCGCUUACUUCUGCCAGCAUCUGUACCCUACGUGAUGGAAACGCUACAUAAGCUGUAUGGUAGACCAGAGAUUUUAAUAAGUUCUCUUCUGAAGAAGGUGAGAAAUGUUCCGCCGCCAAAGUCGGAUAACCUGAGCUCGAUCGUUGCCUACGGAUUGGCAAUUCAAAAUCUUGUCGAUCAUAUCAUUCUGUCUGAUCAGCAAGCACAUUUGUGGAAUCCAAUGUUGCUCCAGGAGUUGAUCGAUAAAUUACCCACCUCACUGAAGAUGCAAUGGGGUACAUUCAAGCAAGCGUUUGCGAACGUCAACUUGGCGACAUUCAAUAGUUUCAUGUCGGGAUUAGUAAAUCUGGCUUCCGAGUUGAGUAUCGAUGUGAGUUCUGUCCAGAACUACCACCAGCCACAGAGAGCGGAGAAGUCAAAGCCGAAGGAGAAGCUUUUCACUCAUGCGAACGAACCACCAAGCGUAUCGAAGGAGUUUGCGAUAAAAGGACAUACGUCAAAAGCGUGCUCCUAUUGUGAGGAAGACAGUCAUCUGAUCCUAAACUGUCCUCGCUUUAAAUCAUUGGACAUCGGAGGCCGAUGGAAGGUGAUGCGGCAGAAAAACCUAUGUCGACUGUGUUUAAUCCCGCAUAGUAAAUGGCCGUGUCGUUCAAAAAAGGAAUGCGGGGUAAACGGGUGUCGCGUUCGACAUCAUAUGCUGCUGCAUAGUAAUCGUAACGAUACUUCCGACGGUUCAAGGUCUGGAGAGAUUGUUCACCAAAAUCACCAUUCUACGAAAUCAUUUUCACUGUUCCGCUACCUGCCAGUAACACUGUACGGAGACGGGAAACAAGUAGAAACAUUCGUAUUCUUGGACGAUGGGUCGUCAUGUACACUACUCGAGGAAGGAAUCGCAGCACAGUUGGGCAUAGAAGGCCUUCCUGUGGCCAGUUACACCGAUGCAAAGCCCGGCAUGAUCAUCGGACUUGAACAUGUACGGUUGUUAACAAGUUUGAAGACCCGUGAAGGCAGCAGCAACGAACCAGUAGCAGCUAAGACUCGGCUUGGUUGGUGCGUGUACGGGAGAAAUAACGGAACUGAAGGUUCAAUUGAACAAGUGCACGUCCAUACUUGCGGAGAGAUAACGAAUAGCGACCUACACGAUUCAAUGCGAAAGUUCUUCGCAGUUGAAGAUGCUGCUUCCGUGCAGCAGUUGGAAUCCGAGGAGGACAAGCGAGCACGCAGUAUUCUUGAGGCAACUACGGUACGAAAGGGAAGUCGAAUGGAGACGGGUUUGCUUUGGCGAAAAGAAGACGUGAACUUCCCGGAUAGCUACCAAAUGGCGAUCAGCCGUUUGAAAGGUUUGGAGAAACGACUGGCGAAAGAUCCCGAGCUGCGUAAGAAAGUCAACGAGCAAAUUGAGAGCUACGAACAGAAGCAGUACGUCUGCAAAGUAUCAUCGGCAGAGAUGGCGAACGCAAACCCUCGGCGAGUGUGGUACCUCCCGUUGGGGGUGGUGACGAAUCCCAAGAAACCAAACAAAAUCCGACUGGUGUGGGAUGCGGCCGCGAAGGCUUGUGGAGUUGCUUUCAACGACAUGCUUCUCAAGGGCCCGGAUCUACUCGUAUCGCUAGUGAACGUCUUGUUGCGAUUCAGGGAAGGCAAGAUAGCAGUAUGCUCCGAUAUCCGAGAGAUGUUCCUGAGAAUUCUUAUCCGGGAGGAAGACAAGUGGUCACAGUGCUUUGUAUGGCGUAGCUGUCCGUCGGAUGAAGUUCAGAUAUACACAAUCAACGUCGCUAUGUUCGGGGCAACCAGUUCCCCGUGCACGGCUCAGUUCGUGAAGAACAAAAAUGCUCUCGAAUACGCGCAAUCAUACCCCAGAGCGGUAAACGCAAUCAUCUACAACCAUUACGUGGAUGAUUUCCUUGACAGUGUCAACUCGGUAGAAGAAGCAGUACAGCUUGUCAAACAAGUGCAGUUUAUCCACGCAGCAGCGGGGUUCGAAUUCGGCAAAAUUAUGUCCAACUCGCAGGAGGUUCUCGAUCGUCUUGGGGAAACUAGUUCGCCGGACAGUAAGUCACUAGUAUUGGACAACGAUCACACGUAUGAGCGCGUCUUAGGUGUAGUGUGGGUACCAUUAGCGGAUCACUUCACCUUCGACCGAUAUGGGGUCGUAGACGUUUUGGGCAGUGGCCAAACAGUUCCAACGAAGAGACAGGUGCUACGAAUCGUGAUGAAGCUAUACGACCCUUUGGGAUUUGUGGCGCAUUUCGUAGUACAGGGAAAAAUCUUAAUGCAAGAGAUUUGGAGAACGGGAACAAAUUGGGACGAGCCCAUAUCAGAGCAACUGUAUGAUCUGUGGAGUAGGUGGAUCGAGCUGUACGAGACGAUUGAUGAAGUGCAAGUACCGCGUUGCUUCUUCGAGAAUUCUACAACGCCAGAGGUGGACGAAAUUGAGAUUCACGUGUUCACGGAUGCUAGCGUAGCGGCAUGCGCGUGUGUAGUGUAUCUGAGGAUGGCACACAGCGGCGGUAGUUGGUGUUCGCUAGUAGCAGCAAAAACUAAAGUCGCACCGCUUCGUGCGCUCUCCAUCCCGCGCUUGGAGCUACAAGCUGCUAUGAUGGGAGCACGAUUGCUGCACAACAUUUGCUCGGCACUCACUCUCAACAUACAUAAACGCUACCUGUGGACGGACUCCAGUACAGUUCUGGCGUGGCUUCGCUCGGACAGUCGCCGAUAUCACCAGUUCGUCUCGUUCCGAGUCGGAGAAAUUCUUUCACUCACCAGCGUAGAUGAGUGGUACCACGUACCUUCGAAGCUAAACGUAGCGGAUGAUGCCACCAAGUGGAAUUCAGGACCAUCGUUUGAUCCGAAUAGUCGCUGGUUUCAAGGCGGGUUCCUACGAAAUGCGAAAGACCAGUGGCCAAAGCAAUCGAACAAGGUAGAUGAAGUAGAUGCGUCAAUCGAAGAAAUACAAAUGGUAGCUCUACAUCUGACGUCGGAGGAGAUCAUAGACAUCGAACGCUUUUCAAAUUGGAAUCGUUUAGUUCGAACGAUGGCCUACGUUCAUCGGGCGAUAAGAAGUUGGAAGCAGAUUGGGAAUGAUAAACACCGAAGACAAAAUCCAAAUCAAGAGGAUUUCGUGAAAGCAGAAGAAACCCUUUGGCGUCAGGCUCAAUCGCAGGCAUACAGCGAAGAGAUUCGUCAACUAAACAUCGAUGGCAGUGUUGACAAACGGAGUUCACUGCGUUCGCUGCUCCCAUUUUCCGACGAGCACGGAGUCAUGCGGGUACGAGGUCGGAUUGGAAACGCGCCGCAUAUUCCGUACGCGGCAAAGUAUCCCGUAGUAUUGCCGAGGGAACAUCGCAUAACUUUUCUUCUGGUGAAUUACUACCACCAACGGUUCCUUCACGCCAACGGAGAAACUGUGUACAACGAACUACGCCAGAAGUUUUACAUUCCUAAGCUUCGAAUGCUCAUACGUAAAGUUGGCAGGAGUUGUCAGUACUGUAAGGUACAGAAAGCUGUUCCAGUGCCGCCGCAGAUGGCGCCACUUCCGAAGGAACGCCUAACCCCAUUCGUCCGGCCGUUCACGUACGUUGGCGUCGACAACAUGGGGCCCUUCGAAGUCAAAGUCGGCCGCAGUCUGGUGAAAAGAUGGAUCUGCUUGUUUACCUGUCUUACGGUACGGGCGGUUCAUCUGGAGCUAGCACAGAGUCUUUCAACAUCGUCCUGCGUGAUGGCCUUUAGGAGAUUCGUGGCCCGACGGGGUGCGCCGCUGGAGGUUUUCUCCGAUAAUGGCACUAACUUUAUCGGAGCCAAUCGCCAGCUGUCGGAAGAAAAACAGAAACUUCAAGAGAUCGUCGUAGACUGCGCCAACACAUUCACCAACGCACACACUCAGUGGCACUUCAACGUUCCUGCAGCCCCGCACAUGGGGGGACCCUGGGAGCGCAUGGUCAAGUCAGUGAAAGUCGCAAUGAAAGCUGUUUCUGACAGUCCCCGUCAUCCUAGCGACGAAGUAUUAGAAACGAUCAUGCUGGAGGCCGAAGGUAUUGUGAAUUCGCGACCGUUAACCUAUGUUCCCCUGGAAGCUGCAGAUCAGGAGGCACUCACACCAAACCACUUCCUGUUACAUGGCUCGAACGGAAUCAAGCAACCAGCAAGCGAACCUGCGAUCACAGGAAACGUUCUUCGGGACAGCUGGAAGCUGGCCCAGCACAUUGGAAAUGAAUUCUGGCGAAGGUGGAUCCGGGAAUAUCUCCCAAUGUUGACACGGCGGGCGAAAUGGUUCGAUACAGUGAAGCCCCUGGAACCUGGCGAUCUUGUCGUCAUAGUCGACGAGCAUGCGAGGAACCGCUGGGAACGAGGACGCAUCCUGGAAACCUUCCCGGAUAAGUCCGGACAGGUGAGACGCGCAACAGUACAGACUAAUAGAGGUGUGUUCGAGAGACCUGCUGUAAAGCUCGCUGUUCUGGACGUCGUAAGCUGCAACCAGAAAUCGGAGGAAGCCGCUGCGGGACCGGCAAUGGUUCACGGGUCGGGGGAUGUCGCCGAUACCCCUUGUUGCGGCGCGCCACUGGUGAACCAAAUGUCCUAUCCCUCGCUAUCCUAA
Molecule: messenger RNA, 6144 nt
Organism: Topomyia yanbarensis
Lineage: Eukaryota; Metazoa; Arthropoda; Insecta; Diptera; Culicidae
Exons: 2
Coding region: 1-6144 (2047 amino acids)
Biological process (GO): DNA integration
Molecular function (GO): nucleic acid binding
Source: RefSeq, a predicted model, not a curated record